Messenger RNA from Funneliformis geosporum, 960 nucleotides. The record is from the annotation of a GenBank genome assembly. NCBI's taxonomy places the organism in Eukaryota, Fungi, Glomeromycota, Glomeromycetes, Glomerales, Glomeraceae.
AUGCCAUCCGAAAUUUGGACCGAUCAUGAUACUUUUACCACCACCACAACUACCACCUAUCGAAAACUUUCACAAAAAACCGUAUUAAUAAUCGCGUAUAAUGAACAAGAAUUAAUUGAAUUUCAAGCGUACCUCAACGAUAAUGUCAAAUAUCAAUCAAAGGAUUUCAUUAUCAAAGGGUUCAUUAAGGAUAAGUAUCUUUGGCCACGUACCAUCAAUCAUAAUUAUGGUUACAGAUAUGGUCACAGGAACGAAGGGCGUCACUCUCGAUUUCAAUUUGUCUCCCAUUUAACCUCAUUCCUACAAGAUAUCGACAUAGUUGUCAGCAUGAUUGGAAGUAAUUAUGAACAUCAGAAAAUAAUUAUUCAAUGUUGCGUUGAGGCUCAAAUUCGUCGAUUUAUUGCAUGGGAAUUUGGGGUAGACUUGCAAUCUCCAAUUUUGAAUUAUGAUAUGAGCGUGUUAGAGGGUCAUGAAUUGGAUGAAGAAUUGGAUAACACACCAAAAAAGUUCAAUUACACUUUAUUGCAAACGGGAUAUCUUUCAAAUGAAAUACUUUCAAGUCGGAUGGGAUUUCAUCUUCAAGAAAAGAUGAUGACGUUUUAUGGUAAAGGGAUCGAACCGCUCAAUUUAACCUUUAACCAAGAUCUAAUGAGAUUGCUGUGCAACUUGAUCUGUAAUGAUGGUAGAUAUGAAUGGUUUAGAAAAAAGAUCGUUAUAGGCAAACGAACGAGCCAAUUGCAAAUCUACGAGGAAAUUAAAAAUGUUACCAAGGUGGAAUUUAAGAUCGUCCGAUACGGUUUGCAAGACAUUCCUUAUGAUCAGCAGUUUCAAAGGUUACUCGCCGUUGGCAGGUUGAAAGCUUUCGUCGGUAGGAACACCGAGGUUCGUAGGUACUUUCCGGGUUUUGAACCCAUGGAUAUCUCUAAAUGGAUAGAAACUCAAUCGAACAGCGCGAUGUAA